Messenger RNA from Sebastes umbrosus (honeycomb rockfish), 2363 nucleotides. It is a transcript of the gene thnsl2, whose product is annotated as threonine synthase-like 2. The coding region runs from base 259 to 1725 and encodes 488 amino acids. Gene Ontology annotation, molecular function: pyridoxal phosphate binding. Lineage: Eukaryota; Metazoa; Chordata; Actinopteri; Perciformes; Sebastidae. Gene Ontology annotation, biological process: 2-oxobutyrate biosynthetic process; dephosphorylation. The record is from RefSeq and is a predicted model, not a curated record. The transcript is spliced from 9 exons.
UCCAUAGGCCGUGCACAUAAACAGGAAGUCUAUCUGGUUUAGCAGCCAGCAGCGCUGUGAGUAAAUUAAUUCAAAUCACUACCAGCGAAGUUUAGAACAAUAUGAAGACAAUCUGAGCCAAGAAAGAAGAACUUCUCCUUGUUGUGAGAGGUUUGGGCCCAUAAAUCACCACAGCUCCGUGAGGUAAACAGGCUCUGCAAAAAGCAUUAACCCACACCUGCUGCACGAUCCAGGUAUGAACCGAGACAGGUUUGUCCGAUGCAGUACUGCAGUACUCGGGGUGGGGUCCGUGGAUGGGACUUCCGGGAUGUGCUGCUCUCAGGUUACGCUCCAGACGGGGGGAUGUUCAUGCCAGAGAGCGUACCUGUGCUGAGCCCAGACACCUUGAGGGCCUGGAGGGGGCUGACCUACACCAAACUGGUGGUAGAAGUCGCCUCACUGUUCAUCCCCACUCAGCUGAUCCCCAGAGAGGACCUAGAGGUCCUGGUGGGUGAAGCCCUGUCUGGUUUCUCAGUGCCUGAGGUGGUGACAAUCGCCCGGCUGAAGGACGGUCUGUCAGUCCUGGAGCUCUUCCAUGGAGACACCUUAGCCUUCAAGGACCUGGCCAUGACCUGCACUGUGCGCUUCCUCGACUACUUCCUGCGAAAACAGAAUCGCAGAGCUACUGUUGUUGUUGGUACAUCAGGGGACACAGGUGGCUCAGCCAUCCAGAGCGCCAAAGGUCUCGGUGGGUUUGAUGUGGUGGUGAUUUACCCCCGAGGACGCAUCACUCCAGUCCAAGAGAAACACAUGAUCACCUGCCUGGAGGAUAAUAUCCAUGUGUUUGCAGCAGACGGCAGCUCAGAUGACAUAGAUCAGCCUCUGCGCCGUCUCUUCGCCGACCAGGAGCUGGUCAAGUCUCACGGUCUCAUGAGCCUUAACUCAGUCAACUGGUCUAGAGUCAUGGUCCAGCUGGCUCACUUCAUCUAUGCUUACCUGGAGCUCAGCGGUAUGGAGCAGGCCGAGGCUGACGGAGACCUGCCUGUGCUGGAGGUGGUGGUGCCAACUGGAGGGGCGGGAAAUAUUGCAGCUGGCUACAUAGUAAAGCAGAUGGGAUUGCCCUUGAAGCUGGUGGCCAUGGUGAAUUCUAAUGACAUCGUGCACAGGACGGUAACCACUGGGGACUUUUCCAUGGCAGCUAAUGUCACACAAACUUUGGCCUCUGCCAUAGACAUCCAGGACCCGUACAACAUGGAGCGAGUGUUCUGGCUGCUGCUGGGCAAAGAUGGUGCUUCAGUGAAGAACAUGAUGGAGGAGUUUCAACAAUCUCACAGACACUCUCUGCCGGACAACCACCGCAAACUAUUAUCACAAGUUUUAUCAACUGGAACAGUGACCGAUGAAGGGAUCCUGGAGAUCAUGAGGAGAUGCUGGGAGGAAAACCAGUAUGUCCUGUGUCCACACACAGCUGUGGCUGUAUGGCAUCAUUACCACUGUCCUCACAGCCCCGGGAUCAACAGGUGUUACAUUGCAACAGCAUCUCCAGCCAAGUUUCAGGCAGCAGUGCAGAAGGCCGGCCUGACCUUUGACCUACCUGAGGCAGUGCUGGCGUUGGACAAGUUGGCCACCCGUUACCAGAACCUGGAACGGAGCGAGAACUGGUGCAAAGACUGGGAGGACAGUCUGAGAGAGAAACUCCAGUCUGUGAGUUCAGCCAGGAAGAACAAGGGGACUUAUUACAGCUGAUUAGGAAAGGUGUUAUUAUAUAUAUUAAAAUAGGGUUUUUACUUCAGAAAAGCUGAUUUUAAUCAUUAAACUGUGUAAUGGGUGAGGUCAGGUGACUCUGGCAGUGUGACAAUGACCUAUGCACUUCCUUAUCUGGAUGUAGUGAAUUAUGUUGAUGGGAAAGGCCUCCUGUUGCCUCUUUGAUGGACUUUGGUCUGCAGUGUCAUACAAAUUAAGUAAUUAUUGUUAUGCAGCAACAUUUCUGUCCCCAUGAAUUACUUCCUCAUAUUUUCUUUAAAAUGUGUCAGAUAUUUAUAUCACAUGUCUUAAAUUAAAGAUUAAGGUCUUCUUUAUAACAUAAACAAAGAAUAAUGCACAUUAAAGAUAUAAAUAUAAAAUAACAUGUUUACUCUACUGAGCUUUUUUUGGUACGUGUGCUCGAUUUUACCAUGUCCCCAGAGCAAAGCAAUCAACUUCUACAAGAACUAUAAGACAUAAAAUUAUAAAAUAUGUUUAUAAUAUGUUAUAUACUGUAUGUCAUAGUGGAGGCUGGUCCAUAGAGGCAAAGGAGGUUGCUCCUCCUCUAUUUCUGAGAGGUAAGAGGGAGAUCAAAGUAUUAAAAAAAGUAAUUAGCUAAAAUAAACCAUUACCAAAUCUCA